This is a messenger RNA of Fusarium venenatum, 492 nucleotides long. NCBI's taxonomy places the organism in Eukaryota, Fungi, Ascomycota, Sordariomycetes, Hypocreales, Nectriaceae. The record is from RefSeq and is a predicted model, not a curated record.
AUGGCUGCUUAUACUCUCGUCUACUUCUUUGGCCAAGUAAAUAUACCAUCUCGGUUCAGAAACGCGUCUACUUGGUCCGCCCUUCCGAUACAUGCAGAAUCUGAAUUUCUUUACAAGCCGUACCCUGCCAUGGAUGACAUGGACCUGCUCAUCACUGAUCCCCGGUUUGUGCUUUUAUUCUUGUUCAGGGGUCCCCGGAGAUCCCUUCCAGUAGAAGCCCCCCAGGCCACGCAUAUGGGCCGUGAUGAUCUUAGGGAUCUCGAAGAUCUCGCGGCUAGUCCUACCCGGCCUGGUAAUGGAAGGUCGCACAAGAAACAUAAGAGCCAUGUCACCCGGAACGGAACAUUGCCCGAUUUCUGCCUUCCGUUUUGGUUCGCCACUGCAGCCAGUACUCACCUGUAUCCUUGCAGGCAUUUGAUGCUGAUAUUUGGGCAAAACUGGUACAGGCGAGAUUCAGAAGGAGGGCAUAUACAUAAGAUACGUACCUGUUGA